AUGCAGGCCGCCACCCAGAGUGGAGUAGCCUUUUUGAUGGACGAGUACAAGGGAGCACUUAUAUCCAGUACUACGGGCAGCAAGUGGGCUGUGUGGGGCCUCGAGGACUGGGUCAAGGCAGGUUUCAUGGCAAUUUGGGUUCCUGAGCUGUGGGCGAUGUAUGCGCAUAUGGCACGCAUGCGCCGCAAGGUGCUUUCUGUUGGUAAGAGCCAUAGUAGUUUGGGAGCGAGGUUCAAAGACAGGUUUGAGGCGGAGUAA
Suillus plorans is the source of this 258-nucleotide messenger RNA. RefSeq lists its product as uncharacterized. The transcript is spliced from 2 exons. Lineage: Eukaryota; Fungi; Basidiomycota; Agaricomycetes; Boletales; Suillaceae. The record is from RefSeq and is a predicted model, not a curated record. The coding region runs from base 1 to 258 and encodes 85 amino acids.